This is a messenger RNA of Jatropha curcas, 1585 nucleotides long. Its product is annotated as electron carrier/iron ion-binding protein. NCBI's taxonomy places the organism in Eukaryota, Viridiplantae, Streptophyta, Magnoliopsida, Malpighiales, Euphorbiaceae. The record is from RefSeq and is a predicted model, not a curated record.
ACUCAAUCAAAACCAACCUCCUCUCGACUCACACCGCCACCGGUACAAAACCCAUAAAGCUGCUGCCACCACCACGACAACCACCACUACCAAAUCUCCGCCGCGAACACCAACCGUCGUUCUUUUACGAAAUCCCAAAACUCUCACAAUUUUUAGAAUAAAAACCCACCACCAAUUUUCCUCUACGCAUCCUAAGCCCAAAUUUCGCCAGAACCGUCGCUCGCCUCCGCAAUCCCAACCAUGUAACAUAAAAUUAAAUUUGCUAGCAGAGAUCCGCUCCACCUCUAUUAACAUUCAUGGCCGCCCCGUCGCCAGCUCUAAGCACUGCCAGCUCCGAUGUGGGUAGCGCUGCCACCACCACACUGCCUUCACACCGUACGGACACGCCUUCGAAGACCCUCCGCGGUCUCAAUAAGCCCAAGUGUAUUCAGUGUGGCAACGUCGCUCGCUCUAGGUGUCCCUACCAGUCAUGCAAAAGUUGCUGUUCAAAAGCUCAAAAUCCAUGCCAUAUUCAUGUUUUGAAAGCAAAUGCAACUUUUCCAGACAAGACAACAACUUCAAGCACUCCUCUGUUUGAUCAGCAGUCAACUGAAGUAUCUCCUGCAGCGAGUUCACUUAGGGUUGCAUCGCUUCGACAACUCUCUAACAACUUUUCUCAAUUCAACAAUUUGCAUGCAUCACGUUCAAGGAAGCCAUUGACCAGAAAGGAAGCUGCAUCUAUAAAUGAAUGGAGAUUCUCCAAGUUAAAAGAAUACAGGGAUAGAAACAUUGAAGUAGAAAAUGUAGCUUUUGAUCGGUAUAUGCAAAAUAUUACGUUACUGGAGGAGGUGUUUUCUGUGAACUCAAAAGUAUCCACCGAGGAUGGCUCUCAAUCUUCAAAUUUGGACAAUACUUCUGCAGAAGAUCACACAGAUAAGGCUACUGCUGGUAAGAAGCUGAAGCUUAUGUUGAAUCCAACAAGAAAUGAGAACUUUAGGAAGAGGGUACAACAAAUAAUCGAUGGAGGGUUAAAAAGGUUUCAGAAACGUGAGUUUAAUGACAACGAUAAUGACCAAAACAGCGAGAAUGAGCUCAACAAACAGCAAGAGGAAACAAAAAAGUCAUGGGCCGAGAGGACUUCAGCUGUAAGUGAUCUUACUGACAAAUUGAACAAAGCCCGAAACGAAGAGGAUCUAGCAUCUUGCCUGGAAAUGAAAACGCAGCUCUACAAUCACAAGAGCCAAACAGAAACCAUGGUCAUGGAGGUAUCUCAUGAAGGGGCUGCCAAGAAUGACUUCUCGCCUAUAAAAGAAUUGGAUUAUCUUUCUCAAAAAUUGUUUAGAACGGUGGAAAUUGACCAGGAAGAUCUCAACAGAAUUGGUGAAAAUUUCUCCUCCCUACAAAAGUUAGCAAAUUUAUGAUUUGUUGUGGCUAGAUAUCCAAUGAGGAAUGGAGUUUAGAUUAGUUUUAACUAGAAAAGAUUGAAGGUGUAGCUUAAUACUGUAAUACAGCCUCAUUAGCUUCAUUCUGAGAUGUACAUCCAAACCACUUUGCAAAUUUGUUGCACAUAAUGUGACAAUUUGUCCCAAGUUUCUUCUUCCUUCAA